GAUGCUCCUUACAGCGUUUCAGACCUAGUUCGCCUCAUUUCAGGAAUAAAAAAGAACUCAUCUCUGGAAGGAUGAGCAGCAAGGAGCUCACUGUGGGCCAGUCCAGCCAGCUUGUGGGGCCCUACCGGCUGGAGAAGACCCUCGGGAAGGGACAGACAGGCAUUGUGGAGAGAGAAAUAGCUAUUCUUAAACUAAUAGAGCACCCACAUGUUCUGAAGCUCUAUGAUGUCUAUGAAAAUAACAAAUAUCUGUAUCUGGUACUGGAGCAUGUGUCUGGUGGGGAGUUGUUUGACUACCUGGUCAAAAAGGGCAGGCUGACCCCCAAAGAGGCCCGGAAGUUCUUCAGACAAAUUAUCUCCGCCCUGGACUUCUGCCACAGUCACUCCAUAUGUCACAGAGACCUGAAGCCGGAGAAUCUUCUCCUGGAUGAGAAGAACAACAUAAGGAUAGCAGACUUUGGAAUGGCCUCGCUACAAGUCGGAGACAGUUUGCUGGAAACCAGCUGUGGAUCUCCUCAUUAUGCUUGUCCAGAGGUCAUUAGGGGGGAGCGGUACGAUGGUCGCAGGGCUGAUGUUUGGAGUUGUGGAGUUAUCCUUUUUGCUCUUCUGGUGGGUGCCUUGCCUUUUGACCAUGACAACCUGCGGCAGCUUCUGGAGAAAGUAAAGAGCGGAGUUUUCCACAUGCCUCACUUCAUUCCUCCAGACUGCCAAGCACUGCUGAAAGGAAUGAUAGAAGUCAAUUCCAACAAAAGACUUACGCUAGAAGCAAUACAGAAACACUCCUGGUACCUGGGCGGUCGCAAUGAGCCUUGCCCAGAGCAGCCUCCUCCUCGUCGGGUGUGUGUAACAAGGAUCCUGUCCCUGUCGGACCUAGACCCAGAUGUCCUAGAAAGCAUGUACUCUUUAGGGUGCUUCAGGGAUCGGGUUAAACUCACACAGGACCUUACAAGUGAGGAAGAUAACCAGGAAAAAAUGAUCUACUACCUCCUGUUGGACAGGAAAGAGCGAUACCCCAGCUGUGAAGAUGAGGACCUACCACCCAGAAAUGACCUUGACCCACCCAGGAAACGUGUGGACUCUCCUAUGUUGACAAGGCACGGUCGCUGUCGUCCAGAGAGAAAGAGCUUGGAGGUCCUCAGUGUCACAGAUCAAGGGUCCCCCACCCCACCUCGCAGGGCUUUGGACAGCAACGCACACAGCCAAAGGUCUCGCUCAGUCAGUGGAGCUUCUACAGGUCUGUCCUCCAGUCCACUCAGCAGUCCCAGGAGUCCAGUCUUCACUUUCAGCCAAACGGAGGUCAACUCCAACUCCACGUCCUCCUCCAAAGACUCCAAACCAGGAAAUGGCACAACCCCCCGGCCCACCCGGCCAACGCCCGACCCAAAAACACAAACCUUGCCCUCCAAGGGUCCCGCUGACCGGCCCCAGCUCCACUCCAUGAAGUCACUGCCUCUCCAGACACCCCGCUCUCCCUCCCCCUCUCCCUCCCCCGUCCUGUCUCCCAUCCCACGCUUUUUCAACUUCCCCUCACCGUCCAUCUUCAGGUCCAAGAAUGUCCACUCGUCCUCUAACUCGCCUGCCACCCCUCCCCCUGUGUCACAGGUCACGCCGCAGGGCUCACCGCUGCCCACACCGCUCGGCACGCCUGUGCAUCAAAUACAACACCCUUCCUCCACCACCCCACCCUCCUCUUCGUCAUCCUCUUCCAGAGCGGACGGAAGCAGCGGGGCCUCAAAUUCGCUGACCCCGCCCUCUAGCCCAGGUGGGAGUGGUGGUUUGGCUUCCUCGAGCUCCACCCACUGGAGGACGAGGCUUAACUCUUUCAAAAACAACCUGCUGGGCUCCCCACGCUUUCAUCGGCGCAAGCUACAAGUACCUACAUCAGAGGACAUGUCCAGCCUGACUCCAGAGUCCAGUCCAGAACUGGCCAAGAAGUCGUGGUUUGGUAACUUCAUCAGCCUGGAGAAAGAGGAGCAGAUCUUUGUGCUGAUCAGAGACAAGCCGCUCAGCUCCAUCAAGGCAGACAUCGUCCACGCCUUUCUCUCUAUCCCAGCCCUCAGCCACAGUGUGGUUUCUCAGAAUAGUUUCCGGGCAGAAUACAAGUCCUCAGGAGGCCCCUCUGUCUUCCAGAAGCCUGUCAAGUUCCAAAGUGUAACCAGCAGAUGA
Molecule: messenger RNA, 2165 nt
Organism: Nematolebias whitei (Rio pearlfish)
Lineage: Eukaryota; Metazoa; Chordata; Actinopteri; Cyprinodontiformes; Rivulidae
Product: serine/threonine-protein kinase BRSK1
Exons: 18
Coding region: 72-2165 (697 amino acids)
Biological process (GO): microtubule cytoskeleton organization; intracellular signal transduction; protein phosphorylation
Cellular component (GO): cytoplasm
Molecular function (GO): protein serine/threonine kinase activity; ATP binding; tau-protein kinase activity
Source: RefSeq, a predicted model, not a curated record